Messenger RNA from Fonsecaea multimorphosa CBS 102226, 1866 nucleotides. RefSeq lists its product as uncharacterized. NCBI's taxonomy places the organism in Eukaryota, Fungi, Ascomycota, Eurotiomycetes, Chaetothyriales, Herpotrichiellaceae. The record is from RefSeq and is a predicted model, not a curated record. The transcript is spliced from 4 exons. The coding region runs from base 1 to 1866 and encodes 621 amino acids. Gene Ontology annotation, molecular function: hydrolase activity, acting on ester bonds.
AUGCGGUUACCCUCUUGCUUGUACGCUGUGCUUGCCACAGGCUUCCUCGGAAGCAGGGUGUACGCGGACUCUCUGGCAAGCAUCGAUCAUGUUGUUCUAUUCAUGCAGGAGAAUCGAGCCUUUGACCAUUACUUUGGCACCAUGGCCGGCAUUCGAGGCUUUUCAGAUCCCAACGUUCAGAUAAACCCCGAUGGCAAGUCCGUGUGGUAUCAGAAAGUGAACAAGACCAUGACCACAAGGGCUGACUACUUACUCCCAUUCUACCUCAAUGAACUGGGCGGUCACUGGCUGAAUGCGACUCAAUGCAUGGACGCAGGGUCCAACGGGUAUGAGGAGAACCAUCUGGCCUACAAUUUUGGCCUCAACGACCAUUGGGCCCUUAAUAACACACCGUGGAGUUGGGGGUACUACAAGAGGAGCGAUCUUCCCGUCCAGUUUGCGCUUGCUGAAGGUUGGACGAUCGGUGACAUGUACCAAGAAAGCGUGAUAGCCUCGACCAACCCGAACCGUGUGACCUGGGUUAGUGGCUCGAUAGCGGUUCCUGGAUCGCCCCAGACGGCCAAUGAAGGCGGUGUCUACAUCGACAACAACGAAGUGCCUGGCUGUGAAGCACCAGGCUUGAAUUGCUAUCCGCUUUCCUGGGAAACGACACCCGAGAUCUAUCAGAAAGCCGGUGUUACAUGGCAAUUGUAUCAGGACCUCGACAACUUCGAUGAUAAUCCUCUGGCAUGGUUCAAACAAUAUCAGACGGCGAAGAACGGUACCAUCCUCCAUCAGCGCGGGAUGUCCUACCUUGGCCUCCAGGACUUCUACGACCACGCUGCGAAUGGCACCUUGCCAAUGAUUUCCUACAUUGUUGGCCCGACUGAGCUCUCGGAGCAUCCGCCAUAUUCUCCCCACGACGGAGCAUGGCUCCAGCAGCAGGUGGUCAACGCCGUCACCAAGGGCAAGAACUGGAACACCACUGCUCUGAUCAUCAGCUACGACGAGACCGGCGGCUGGGGCGACCACGUGUCCCCUUACCACUCACCCAACGGGACAGCGGGCGAGUGGCUUGAGGAUCCGUACGGUCUGUUUGGUUACACAUUCUCGGGCCCUGGUUUCCGUCUCCCGUUCUACAUCAUCUCGCCGUGGACGCGCGGCGGUAACGUCUUCACCGAGAAAUGCGAUCACAACUCCCAGAUCAUGUUUCUCGAAAAGUGGUUGGCAGCUAAGGGCUACAAGAACGUGACGACGAACCAGAUGCCUGCCUGGCGGCGUGCCCAUAUGUCCGACUUGACCGCAGCAUUCGAUUUCAGCAGUUCCAACACCUCCAUUCCUGUCAUCCCACUGGCGAAGACGCCACACAAAGAUAGCAAGGGCGUCUGGGACGGCUCGUCCUACUGCGAGGCGCAAUAUGCCGUCCAGCGUCCCCCUGUUCCUUACGGCAACCAGACCGAAGAGACCUCCCUUGUAUCGGAACAGGGAUUCAAGGCCGUGCGCGGCUAUCUUACCGAGGGCCGCUAUCUCACUUUUGAGUCGUCGGGCUAUGCACUCUCCAACCCCGGCGGCCAAGCCACGCACUUCAAUGCGACAAAAGCGACGGCUUCUCACUCUAACCCGGCCCAGCGCUGGGUCAUCCACGAGACCGCCACGGAUAGUCGAAUGUACACCAUCAGCAGCGCGGUCGACGGACGCUACAUGGGCGCCAACAUGGAGUUGGUCAACAAGACCUCCGCGAUGGUGCACAGUAUCCCCUACCUCGGAGGUGGUAAGGGCUAUAACUUGGUGAACAGCCAGGGGAUGUUCAUGACCAUUAACGCCACGGGGAAAUUGUCGAUGGGUUCGUCCGCUGCGCAGCCUUUUGACAUUUAUAGCGUCACUUGA